Messenger RNA from Spea bombifrons (plains spadefoot toad), 804 nucleotides. RefSeq names its product homeobox protein vent1B-like. Gene Ontology annotation, cellular component: nucleus. Bases 1 to 804 code for a protein of 267 amino acids. The transcript has 3 exons. NCBI's taxonomy places the organism in Eukaryota, Metazoa, Chordata, Amphibia, Anura, Pelobatidae. Gene Ontology annotation, biological process: regulation of transcription by RNA polymerase II; cell differentiation. The record is from RefSeq and is a predicted model, not a curated record. Gene Ontology annotation, molecular function: RNA polymerase II cis-regulatory region sequence-specific DNA binding; DNA-binding transcription factor activity, RNA polymerase II-specific.
AUGGUCAGGCAGGGUUUCUCCAUUGCUGUACUUCUAGGUAACAACCAGGAGCAGGGCCACCAAAAGAAUGAUGAAGAUGCCUGCCCAACGACACAGACAUCUUGUUUUCCACAACUUCAAGUCAACCAUCCCCUUCCAGAGAAGACCAAGCGAAAGAGGGAAGACGAGGCUGAGAUACCAGCGUUCACUGGUGACUUGCAGUCCUCUUCUGCGGGACAAACUGAGACUUCCAUCCAGUAUCUCCUCUCUGCCACAGCUGCUCCACAGACGCUUUGGGAGAAUGCUGAGGAAUCGCUGUCCAAUUGCUCGGAAGAUGAAAGCGAAGUAGGACGAAAUCACCUGGGAAAAGAUGGACCUGUUGAGGAUAGUCCGAAGACUGAACGCCGGAUGAGGACGGCCUUCAGCGUAGAGCAGCUUGACAAACUGGAACGCACCUUCAAGAAACAACGAUAUCUUGGAGCAUGUGAAAGGCGGAAGCUGGCAAGCACGCUGCAGCUGUCUGAAGUCCAGAUUAAAACCUGGUUUCAAAAUCGGAGAAUGAAACUAAAGAAGCAGAUACAAGAUCAGCAGCCGUAUGUGAUUCCACCGGCUCUAUAUCCUCCUCUCUUCGCCUACGGCCACAACCUUCCAAGAUCUUUCAGCAGCCCUCCGUUCUACCAACCCCAACCGCAUCCGUACCAGAUGCCAGGACUUCACUAUCAUCAGAACGCUCCAUUCCUUCCUCUGCCCAUCACAAACCAGUUGGUGAACAGUAACCCUUACCAGGAGCAAUACCACCCGCUAAAGGGUAACUUGUAUCUGUAA